AUGUCUCGGCCUGUGCGAGCUCGCAAGCCUGUCUCUUUUCCGUCGAUCGUUGAUGUUGACGUGCCAUCGGACGCCAGCGACGGAGUUCUCUCAAAUCUCUUCGACCGACUUCUCCAGGUCGAAGAGAAGUGCUCGAAACUUGUCGGCAGCAGUCCCCAGGUCAAGGUGUCGCCGCUGGUAGCUGACAGCGACUCGGAGACAAGUCCAUUCUCGCUUCUUGGGGCGUCACCACCCGCAAAGGUUACAGACGAUGCUCUCGCAGAGGUGGCAGGGCAUAGCGUGGGAAGCAGCCUUGAGAACUCAUGUUCCGCCGAUACGCUUCUCGCGGAGGCUCUUGCUCAGGUGGUAUAUUUGAAACACCAGGGAGCCAACAUUCAAUCCGCAUCCAACGAGACUCAUGUUCCACCAGACAUUGCCAAGACGUGUCUCAACAACUUCUGCAAGCAUUACAUGGCCGACAUCUUUCAAGAUUCGAUCAACAUCAAGCUCAUGUAUCUGAUGCCGCACAUGAUCAACAUGCCAGAAGUUAAUAUAGACCCGGCCGCGCUCAGCCUUUAUCACGGCAUGCUUUACCAUGGGUCUCUAAGCGUGACCACGAGAGCGACCUUGCAGAUUGAAAACGUCACUCGUGUCACGUACUUCCAUUUUGUCCGUGCCAUGGCAGCCUGGCAGAAGAAGUUCACGGGGACGAGGACUGACCUUGUCGUCGCCAUUCUAUAUAUAGACUCAAUGACUGCGUCUGAAGAUAAGCCCGAACACUGGUGGAUGCUCUUCGACCUGACGCUGAUGGCGUAUUGCUCAAUGAUAAUCAUGUGUCGGGAAUUAUCGCGCAUGUCCCUCUACCUGCCCGCCGCUCCCCCGGCGGGGGGAGCCAUCGAUCAGCUAAUGCUCGACAUCGCGCGCCGCAUGCUGAGCUUGUCCCAUGCUGCUCUCAUCAGCUACCCAGUCUCAACGGUGGUCUGCUACUUGUUUGGUGCAUUUCGCUGUGACGUGGCAUACGGCUGCAUGGUAGAGCACUUGCUCACUGGCGACCCCAAUGAGCCGGGUCAAACAGCUGGGCCUGACAUCACUAUCUUGUGGCAGGUGGCGCAAAACAUUACCUCGAUCGCAGAGAGAGACCAAGAAAUAAUGCCACUCGCGAGCACUCUCUACGACAUGAACCAGUCCAUCCGCGCAAAGUGGGUAGACGCGCGGGUUG
Verticillium nonalfalfae is the source of this 1198-nucleotide messenger RNA. RefSeq lists its product as uncharacterized. The annotation marks the transcript as partial. Lineage: Eukaryota; Fungi; Ascomycota; Sordariomycetes; Glomerellales; Plectosphaerellaceae. The transcript is spliced from 3 exons. The record is from RefSeq and is a predicted model, not a curated record.